This is a messenger RNA of Stegostoma tigrinum, 3536 nucleotides long. RefSeq names its product cytosolic carboxypeptidase 2-like. The coding region runs from base 84 to 3512 and encodes 1142 amino acids. NCBI's taxonomy places the organism in Eukaryota, Metazoa, Chordata, Chondrichthyes, Orectolobiformes, Stegostomatidae. Gene Ontology annotation, biological process: proteolysis. The record is from RefSeq and is a predicted model, not a curated record. Gene Ontology annotation, molecular function: metallocarboxypeptidase activity; zinc ion binding. The transcript is spliced from 24 exons.
CACCAUUAAGAUGAUGCUUGGCCUGCUGUGUUCAUCCAGCUCUACACUUUCUUAUCUCGGAUUCUCCAGCAUCUGCAGUUUCUAUGAUCUCUGAUACAAUUGCUGAAGAUAUAUAUAUCCAAUAUAUGAAGAAACAUUUUCCAGAACUCCUCAGAGUUCAACAGAAGGCCCAUCGAAGAGACAUGGGAGUUAAAGUGAAGCGCAAGAACCAUUUCUUUCUGCCCUCAACGGGAAAUUAUUAUGAAGAUGAAAUUGAAGAAUACCUGCAGGAAUCAGAUGAAGAAUGUGAUGAAAGAGUUAGCCCACUAACUGCCAAAAACUCUGAAUGGUGUCAACAAAAGCCUGUUUUACCCCGUACAACUCAGAUUGUGAUUGAGGAUAGUUUUGGAGAGCUUGUCCAUCGUUUGUGUGAGCCUUGGGACCUGUAUGGCCUUUCAGCCAAACAUCAAUUACCCUGUUGGCCACAGGAGUGUGAAGUCAUCAAAGAACGUAUCAAGCACAUUGUGGGUGUUUCAAUAGGCCCAGAACCUUUGUAUAGAGCAACAGGAUUGGAGCAAGCACCAAUCUAUAUAAACCCAGAAGAGGGUGAACUGGUUUAUAGUACCACUAAAGACUAUAUGGAAUCCAGUUUCACCUUUUCCCGAGUGAGUGGCAGUUCCAAGCCCCUGAAACAAGCAACCAUUAAUGUCAGCGAUCCAAACAACACACUGAUGUUUGAGUCUCGAUUUGAGAGUGGGAAUCUCGAGAAAGUAUUCAAAGUAGGGGACUACGAAUAUAACUUAAUGUUACGCACGGACCUCUACACAGCAAAACACACCCAAUGGUAUUACUUCCAGGUGCAGAACGUGCGGCCAGCAGUCCAAUACCGCUUCACCAUCAUUAACUUGAUGAAGCCCACCAGCCUGUAUAACAUGGGAAUGAAGCCGCUGUUAUAUUCCACAAAGGAUGCAGAGCUGCUCAACGUCGGGUGGCGCAGAGUAGGGAGCCAGAUCAAGUACUACCGAAACAACUAUGGCAACAGCAAGCACCACUAUUACUCACUCACCUGGACCUUUGAGUUCCCUCAUGCCGGGGACGUCUGCUACUUUGCCCACUGCUAUCCCUACACCUACACUGACCUCCAGGACUAUGUGAAAGAUGUGGUCAAUGAUCCGGCCAAGUCCAAAUUCUGCAAAGUCCGGGUGUUGUGCCGUUCUUUGGCCGGGAACAUGGUUUACGUCCUGACUGUGACCAAUCCCUCCCAGAGUUCCAAGGCCGCACUUGAAAAGAAAGCAGUGAUCCUGACCGCCCGUGUCCACCCAGGUGAGACCAACAGCUCCUGGAUGAUGAAGGGUUUCCUUGACUACCUACUUGGCAAUUCGAUGGAUGCCAGACUGCUGCGGGACACCUUCCUCUUCAAAAUCGUGCCAAUGCUGAACCCUGAUGGGGUCAUUGUGGGGAAUUACCGGUGCUCACUCUCUGGCCAGGAUUUAAAUCGUAAAUACCGGUCCUAUUUGAAGGAGUCCUACCCUUCUGUGUUCUACACCCGGAAACUGAUCAAACGGUUAAUGGAGGAGCGUACAGUUUUUCUAUACUGUGAUCUCCAUGGACACAGUCGGAAGCAGAACAUUUUUAUGUACGGCUGUCAGAGCCGGAGGCGGACUGUGUCAUCUUAUGCCAAGCAGCGUGUGUUCCCCUUCAUGCUUAGUAAGAACUGCUGUAACAAGUUUUGUUUUAAAAGUUGCAAAUUCCACGUGAAGCGGGCUAAAGAAGGAACAGGACGUGUGGUAGUGUGGAGGAUGGGAGUCACUAACAGUUACACCCUGGAAGCGACUUUCUGUGGUUCCACAUUGGGGAACAGUAGGGACAUUCAUUUCAACGUGAACGAUCUGGAAUCAGUGGGUUUUGAGUUUUGUGACACUCUGUUGGACUAUUGUGAUCCUGAUCAGUCCAAGUACAUUCAAUGUAAAAGGCAGUUGCAGAACCAAAUAAAAGAACACAUUGCUGCCAAAAUGGAAAUGUCUGGUACAAGGUACGAUUCUGAUGCAUCACUGGGUGAUAUCCUCUCCUACAUUGAAUCCAGCACCACUGGUUCAAACAGUUCCGAGUCCGAUGACCAGUCUUUGCAUUUUAGAAGAAAGGCACAUGAGCAUGUGACAAAAAGGAAAAAACAACUAAAAACCAAAAAACAGAGACAAAAUUCCUACUUGAUCCGGAAGGUGUUAAAUACUGAAAAGCAAUACCAGCAAACACAAGCACACAAGAAACCACAAAAAACACAUGCAGGAAAGCAUGAACACUACUUGAAUCAAGUACCUGAUCAAAAUGACAGUGACUUGGACUCUGCUAUCAAUGUCCUGCAGCACGAAGCUUCUGGAAAUGUUGGAAAAUGGAAAAGUACUGAAGAUUUACAAAUUACUGAUCAUCUGACUUUCCAAAAGCCAAAAGCAGCCCCUAGUCAGGCAGAAACAGCCACAAAAAGAGCAUUCCGUCAGUCCCAUGGCCACCUUGAAGAACAUGAGACAGGAUCUGAACAUGAAGAGCCACCAAAUGCCCUCCGUGACCCUGGUCAUUUGAUUGCACCCCAGAGAAACUGCAAAAUAGAUGAAGGAAAGGUCUCCCCAGUCUUGAGGACUGAAGAAAUUACUGCCAUUUCAGAGGCUAGGCUUGAGACCAGUGAAGGUUCUAUCUAUGAUGACUAUGUGUCUGGUGGAAUAAACAUGAGACUACAUCACCCAUCAAAUACUAUUACAGAAGAUUGUCAGAAUUCAGAUUCCAUCUUUUCAGUUCAAGUUCACAAAAAACAUGCAAUUUCUUCCAAAUGUGAAUUUGAAUGGGUUCCAAGGAAACAGACUUCCAACCUGAAAACAUCUCCCCUAAAACCACAGUCAAUGGCAGCUCCAGCACCCUUCUUCCCUAUUAAAAAAACAAAGCUUCCAGUCAUUGACCGUGUACAGAACAGGAGCUUGAGGGCAUCCAGAAGAGAAACUUUGUAUAAAGUUUUCGCAGUGCCUCCAGUCCUUCUAACAGCAAGUAGCUUAAGUGAAAGCAUCUCAACAACAACCGAAUACCAUACUACACAGGACUCAGCUCAUGUGGAGCAGGCACGGUCACGCGACAUUGAUCCCCACCAUCAAGAAGAAGUGUGUUUGUUUGAAAACACAUCCACAGUCCCAACUGGUUUGGCCACUAACAGAUUAGAAAAUAGGGGCAGAAACUGUCAGCCUUGUCCUGGGAAACAAGCUUUCAGUGAGGAGGAGGCAAAUCCCACUGACGGUGCAAGCAGGGCAUUGAGGAUCACAGGGGAAGGAAUUGACAACCAGAUCGGAUUAGAUCAGAAGGCUGUGUUUACACAAAUGUGGAGGGGUGUGCCUACACACAUAUCCCGGAAUCAAAGCAAGCAUCUAUCCGGAGUUAUCACCCGAACUUUGUCGACCAAACCCACCAGACCAGAUUGCUCGACAUUUGUGCAGGUGACCAAAGGCCAAUCCAAACUGCUGGAGAUUGGAAAGGAUCGAAAACACAAUGAGUAACACAGAGCUGUGUAACAAUCUCAC